Messenger RNA from Dipodomys ordii (Ord's kangaroo rat), 1008 nucleotides. It is a transcript of the gene Tex9, whose product is annotated as testis expressed 9. NCBI's taxonomy places the organism in Eukaryota, Metazoa, Chordata, Mammalia, Rodentia, Heteromyidae. The transcript has 10 exons. The coding region runs from base 1 to 1008 and encodes 335 amino acids. The record is from RefSeq and is a predicted model, not a curated record.
AUGGAGGGACGGAGCCGCGGUGUUCGGAGAGGCGGCGUCCCCGGGCCUCGGCUCGCGCCCCGGGCUGCGCGGCCCGCGGCCCCGCGCCUGGACCUGCUGGCCAAGGAGGAGGAAUACAAGCGUUUGAAUGCAGAAUUGGAGGCCAAAACAGCUCGUCUGGUUCAGCAAGCUGAGGAAGUACUAAGGGAUCAACAGGAAAUACAAUCUCAGCCUUUAUCAGCACACAUCAAAUCUUCUGAAGAAGGAAAUGCCAGUUCAAGAGGCCUGUUGUCAUCUGAAGGGCUAAUUCAUCUACAUUCAGAUACCAAGCCAAAGGCCACAAACAUUGUUCCUAUAAACAAGGUUCCAAACAAACUGCACUCUGGAAAAAAAGGAAGACAAACAAAUUCAAGGUACACUAGUGUGCAGACAGCCAGCGAUGUUGCCCUGCCAGAGGAUUGCUCAGACUUUUCCCUUGCAAAGACAAUUAGCAAAAUUGAAGGACAGCUGGAGGAAGAAGGCUUCCCCGAGCACACAGAUGAUGACAUUUUCUCCAGCAUGAGUACAGGUAUUGGGACAGAGACGCAGAUCAGAUUUCUAAAGGCCAAACUCAAUGUUAUGCAGGAGGAAUUGGAUAAAGUUGUAUGUGAAUGCAAUAAAAAGGAGGAUGAAAUUCAUGAUUUAAAGUCACAAGUGAAAAGUUUUGAAGAAGAUUGCUCGAGACAGCAGCGAACAAUCACUGCGCAACUGUCCCAAAUAGAAAAAUACAAAACUCUUUUUGAAGAAGCAAACGCACGAUGUGACGGGCUGCAGCAGCAGCUGCUGGCCGUAGAAAAGGAUUUAGAAAAUAAAAGGCGACUACAAAAACAGGCUGCAACUAGUCAAAGUGCCACGGAGGUUCGCUUGAACCGAGCCCUGGAAGACGUGGAGAAGUACAAACUGGAGCUGAGUAAAUUAAGGCAGAAUCACAAGGUGUGCAGACUUGGGAUAGUGCUCACCAUUGGUAACUUCUUUUAUGCAAACAUCUAA